AUGACCGACAACCUCGAUACCUCAUCUGCCCCGCCCGUCGAAUGGAACGCAGAUCAGCGCUCCUGGAUUCAACUCUACUACAAGCUACUUUUGGAAACCAUACGCCGAUACCCAACUUUCCCGGUCUGCACUAGUGAUAGCGUAGCUGCAAUUGCUCACCGAAUGUUCUACCGCAGCCCCGAAGAGAAGCAAAAUGGCAUCAAUCCGCACUCCUCGGAAGACGAUGAGAUCUAUAAGGCCUCGUUCAUUAGCUACCGGAACGCCGCGAUGCCGAAUCUACUGUCUCAAAUUGUGCAACUCUGCAAGGAUACUGCCGAAUUAGACUCUCGCUGCAGCAUACCCCAGGUCUUCAUCAACAGGCCGAUGCUGGACGAAUACAAGAGGAUCAGCAGGAAGUAUGGCUUCGAGAACAAUGAUCCACAGCCCUGGGACACGCAGCCUGAUCUCUGGGAGUUCAUCUCGAAGGCAGUAACCGAGAAAGUCCUUCACCGUGGGGUUCUGGACAGUCAGGAUACUGUCGUGCAGUCAUUUGUUGAAGCACCUGACGGCCGCCCACCACCGAUCUCUGAUGAAGAGCGCGCGGAGUUGAGGCUGCUGCAGCAACUCAUUCAGCGUCGACUUGCUAGAGCUGACGAUGACGAUCCAUCGAUGGCAUAG
Messenger RNA from Alternaria infectoria, 657 nucleotides. RefSeq lists its product as uncharacterized. The coding region runs from base 1 to 657 and encodes 218 amino acids. Lineage: Eukaryota; Fungi; Ascomycota; Dothideomycetes; Pleosporales; Pleosporaceae. The record is from RefSeq and is a predicted model, not a curated record. The transcript has a single exon.